This is a messenger RNA of Lodderomyces orthopsilosis Co 90-125, 600 nucleotides long. It is a transcript of the gene SOD2, whose product is annotated as superoxide dismutase. Gene Ontology annotation, cellular component: mitochondrion. The transcript has a single exon. Bases 1 to 600 code for a protein of 199 amino acids. Gene Ontology annotation, molecular function: superoxide dismutase activity; metal ion binding. Lineage: Eukaryota; Fungi; Ascomycota; Pichiomycetes; Serinales; Debaryomycetaceae. The record is from RefSeq and is a predicted model, not a curated record. Gene Ontology annotation, biological process: superoxide metabolic process.
AUGAUCUUCACUACAACGUAUGUACAUAAUUGCAACACCAAAUCUAACUAUAAUAGCUCCAUACUAACUUCUCUUCUCCAGAAACACCACAAGACAUAUGUCGACAACUUGAACAAGUCAAUUGAAAGUGCUGUUGAAGCCAAGUCCAAGGGUGAAGUUAAAAAACUUGUUGCUUUGCAAAAAGCCAUCAACUUCAAUGGUGGUGGUUACAUCAACCAUUGCUUAUGGUGGAAAAACUUGGCUCCACAAAGUGCCGGUGGUGGACAAGUUCCAAGUGAAGAAUCAGCUUUAGGAAAGCAAAUUGCUCAACAAUUUGGUUCAGUUGACAAAUUGAUUGAAAUCACCAAUGCUAAAUUAGCUGGUAUUCAAGGUUCAGGCUGGGCUUUUAUUGUCAAGAAUAAGGAGAACGGAGGGCAAAUUGAAGUCAUCACAACUGCUAACCAAGAUACUGUUACUGAUCCAAGCUUGAUUCCAUUGGUUGCUAUUGAUGCAUGGGAACAUGCUUAUUACUUACAAUAUAAAAAUGUCAAGGCUGAUUAUUUCAAAGCUUUGUGGAACGUUGUUAACUGGAAAGAAGCUGAAAGAAGAUUUGAAUUUUAA